AUGUCUUCUCCCACUUUGCCACAUCCCAAUUCAUCUCAACAAUCAGCAUCUUUUAUUGGCACUAAUGAACCAUGUGAUACUCAAGAGAAGGAUGAAACUGCUGAUAAUCAUGAUAUGGAUGAGGUUGAAAAUGAACUAGAAGGAAAGAAAAUUCGUAAAAAAGUUUCAAAGGUUUGGGAAUAUUUUGAAGAAGUAGAAGUUCUUGAGAAUAAAGUCUUAGUGAAAAAACUCAAAUGCAAAUAUUGUACAAGGAAGUAUUCCAAAUCAAAGACGGGUACCACCUCACAGCUAAAAAGGCAUAUGAAUGAAUGUUUUUACUUGAAAAAUCAGCCUAAAGACCAAGGUUUAAUCAAUUUUCCACCAAGUGAAGCUCUAGAGAAUGAGGUAGAAUUUUCUCCUGUCUACAUUGGCUCAUCUUUUGACGCAUUUAAAAUUCGAGAAAUAAUGGCUAAAAUGAUUAUAGUUCAUGAAUAUCCAUUUACGAUGGUUGAGCACACAUGGUUCAAUAUAUUGUGUAAGGCAUUGAAUCCUAAUUUUCAAAAGGUGAGUAGAAACACUAUUAAGAAUGAAUGCUUAAAAGCCUACGAAACUGAAAAGGAGAAAUUGAAAAAAGUGCUAAAGAAUGUUGAUAAAAUAUCACUUACAUGUGAUUGUUGGACGUCCAAGCAAACAAUUGGGUAUAUGGCUUUGACAGCUCACUAUAUAGAUUCAGAGUGGCAAUUGCAGAAGCGUGUCAUUGCUUUCAUUGAGCUAGAGCCACCGCACACCGGUUUGGUUAUUUCUGAUGCCAUUUCUGAGUGCUUGUUAGAUUGGGGGAUUCAAGAUAAAGUGUCUACAAUCACCUUAGAUAAUGCUUCAAGUAAUGACGUAGCAGCUAAAAGUUUAAGAUUGAACUUUGAAAGGAGAAACAAACUUCACUUCAAGGGUAUGUUCUUUCAUAUUAGAUGUUGUGCACAUGUUUUGAACUUGAUGGUUCAAGAUGGUCUUAAAGAGAUUGCUGAAAUAAUUAAUGACAUAAGGGAGUCAGUAAAAUACUUCAAGAAGUCUCCUGGUCGACUUCAAAAAUUUGGUGAAAUUGCUAAGCAGUUGGGUCUCUCUACAGAAAGAGGGUUAUCAAGUGAUGUUACUACUAGAUGGAACUCUACAUAUAAAAUGCUUGAUGCUGCUUUUCAUUAUAAAUUGGUUUUUAGUGAAUAUGCAAAUAGAGAUCCAUAUUAUCCAACAUCUAACAAGUUCCUUCGUGAAACUUAUAAAGUUAAGAAAGUGCUAGCUGAACAAGCUACAUCAGAUGAUUAUUUUAUGAGAAACAUGGCACGAGUAAUGGCAGAAAAUUUGAUAAAUAUUGGGGUUCUUGCAACUUGUUAA
Messenger RNA from Ananas comosus (pineapple), 1365 nucleotides. RefSeq names its product zinc finger BED domain-containing protein RICESLEEPER 2-like. Gene Ontology annotation, molecular function: DNA binding. NCBI's taxonomy places the organism in Eukaryota, Viridiplantae, Streptophyta, Magnoliopsida, Poales, Bromeliaceae. The coding region runs from base 1 to 1365 and encodes 454 amino acids. The transcript has 2 exons. The record is from RefSeq and is a predicted model, not a curated record.